CCCCUCCGCCUUUCGAUUCAGUCGCCUCGUGUUGCAUUCUGGGUGAUGUAGGCAGGAAGCUCCUCAGCCGCUGUGGUCGUGGUCCAGCUCCUCCGGUCCUCUCCUCCCGUCUCCCCCGGUCUCCUCCCGUCCUCGGCGGCGGACUCACCUCGGACCAGCACGGCGGACAUGCGGAGGUUUUAACGCCAUGUAACGAGCCGGACAACCGACCCCCGCUGCCUCCAGGACGGACACUGAACAGACACAAUGGCCGUCGAAAACGUGAGCGUGGUGUUCAAGCUCUACUGCCUGACGGUGAUGACCCUGGUGGCGGCCACGUACACGGUGGCCCUGCGGUACACGAGGACCAUCCCGUCCGGGGACCUGUACUUCUCCACCACCGCAGUGUGCAUCACCGAGGUCAUUAAACUCGUCCUGAGUCUGGGCAUGUUGGCCAAAGAAACAGGAAGCCUCAGCAGACUGAAGAACUCCAUCAUGGAACACGUGUUCUUCAGCCCGAAGGAGCUGCUGAAGCUCAGCGUGCCCUCGGUGGUGUACGGAGUUCAGAACAACAUGGCCUUUCUGGCCUUGAGUAACCUCGAUGCAGCAGUUUAUCAGGUGACCUAUCAGCUGAAGAUCCCGUGCACGGCCUUGUGUACGGUCCUCAUGCUGAACCGCUCUCUCAGCCGGCUGCAGUGGUUCUCUGUUUUCAUGCUCUGCGGGGGCGUCACACUCGUACAGUGGAGGCCUGCUGAAGCCACUAAAGUCCAGAUAGAGCAAAAUCCUUUUAUUGGCUUCGUGGCCAUCGCCAUUGCUGUCAUCUGCUCUGGAUUUGCAGGUGUGUACUUUGAGAAGGUGCUGAAGAGCUCCGACACGUCCCUGUGGGUGAGGAACAUACAGAUGUACUUGUCGGGCAUUGUGGUCACACUAUUGGGUGUUUUCAUGACCGAUGGUGAAAGGGUUCUGGAAAAAGGCUUCUUUUUCGGUUACACACCCUGGGUGUACUUUGUAGUGUUCCUGGCCAGUGUGGGAGGUCUGUACACGUCAGUGGUGGUGAAGUACACGGACAACAUCAUGAAAGGCUUCUCCGCUGCGGCCGCCAUCGUCCUCUCCACGGUGGCAUCCGUCCUCUUGUUCGGCCUGAAGAUAACAAUCACAUUUGCCUCUGGUGCCUUACUCGUGUGCGUUUCCAUCUACCUGUAUGGACUUCCAAAGCAAAACACGUCCAAGCUGAGCCAGAAGGACACAGAGUCCAAACAGAAACUGAUCACUGUGUGAGUCACUGACCAGCAGCAGAGACGCCCUCAGCUGCCGGAGGACCAGAGGACGGUCACAUUUCUGUGGAAGUAAAAAAAAAAAAAAAGCUCCCGCCCUGGAGGGAUCAGGUAGCUAAUCCAGCUGUUUUGCUAAUGAACACUCGCUUGGACUCGCUCCGUGUUCAGUUCAUCACGACAGCUUUCGUUCCACUUCAAUGUUUCAAUCCAGCUCACCAGAAAUUAGUUAGUUUUUUUAAAAUCAAAUUCAUUUUAGUUGAAAGAAAAAAAAAACUGGCUUCAUGUUAAGCUGUUUUAAAGUUUGUAAAUAAUGGGAAGCAAUCAGUGAAGUCUUGUUUUCAUCUUCAGCAACGCUGGAGUGGUAUGAUUCAAGGGUAUAUAUUUACUUUAAUGCCUCCGUGUAUUUGUCAGGGGCGUUUAAAUAUCACAGAUCUUUCUCACAGAGUUCUUUUUUUUAAUUAGUCGGUUUUAAACCGCUCAGCGUCUCUUAUGUUCGUACCACACAGUGCUGAUUCUCAAUGUGCCCAAACUACAGGAGAACAAACAUUGACAGAAGGAUGAUGAGAACUUGCAUGUGUGAUGUUUGAUAUCUUUACUGUCCCGUCUUUGGUAUCAGACCUGUGUUGAAUUCUGCUUUGUUUUAAAGCUUUUAUUAAAUUUUAAAGCAAAUGUGUUACAAACAA
Messenger RNA from Paralichthys olivaceus (Japanese flounder), 1936 nucleotides. It is a transcript of the gene slc35a1, whose product is annotated as solute carrier family 35 member A1. Gene Ontology annotation, biological process: pyrimidine nucleotide-sugar transmembrane transport. Gene Ontology annotation, molecular function: pyrimidine nucleotide-sugar transmembrane transporter activity. NCBI's taxonomy places the organism in Eukaryota, Metazoa, Chordata, Actinopteri, Pleuronectiformes, Paralichthyidae. The record is from RefSeq and is a predicted model, not a curated record. Gene Ontology annotation, cellular component: Golgi membrane.